ACCCAUAUAUAGCAAUAUAUCACCUCUUGUUAUAUUUUGGCCGCCAAUGAAGUAAAACAUUUAUUUCGAAACAAUCAUGGAUACAAACCUCAAUCCUGAUAAGCUGUGUACACAUGGCAAUAAAACUUUGAAACUUGAAAUUUGGAAAAAGCACACAAAUAACUACAAUUCCCAAGCGUCAGCGCGGCUGCCAGCUGACCGGGGUAUUCAAACAGCGGUCCUCUUUUAACGUGGUCACCGUCUUCUGUACGCGACUUUGACAGCAGUUGUUUGUUUGUUGGUUAUGGUGAAAGACAUGUCGGGGAAAACUAAAAGCCGAAGCGCAACAAAUGCAGAAUUAACUUCAAUUUCUUGCUACGAGCGCAUCUUACAGGAAUGUCACCAGAUGUACACAGAAGUGGAUAGCGGUUUGAUUUCCUUGGCUCAGUCAGUAGGAGUAACUAUCCUACCGCCGCGAAAGAAAAUCACGGUCAUGCUAAUGGGGAACCACUCUGCUGGCAAGAGUUCUUUCAUUAACUGGUAUGUGGAAGAGCACAUCCUGCGGACUGGAGUGGCCAUUGAAACACAAGGCUUCAGUUUCGUUACCAGUGGUCGCAAGAGAGAGUCUCUUACCGGGAAUGCAACUCUACAUCUCUACCCUCACUACAAACCUCUACAAGAGUUUGCAGGGGUGUCAGAGUACCUCAGCACGGAGAUCUGCACUUCUCGACAGAAGCACUUCAGUCUCCUUACCUUUGUGGACUCACCUGGCCUGGUGGAUGGGGAUAUGAAGUACCCGUUUGAUGUGGAUCAGGCUCUUCUUUGGCUGGGUAAUCUGUGUGACCUUAUUCUGGUGUUCUUUGACCCGAUGGGCCAGGCGUUGUGCAAACGCACCCUGAAUAUUGUGGAGAAGCUGAAUGAGAGCCAUGGUGAUAAGCUGCGGUUCUACCUGAGCAAAGCAGAUGAGGCGGGCAGUGAGUCAGACAGACAGAGAGUGAUGAUGCAGAUUGUUCAAGAGCUGUGCAAGAGACCAGGACUCAACAAGUGUGCAUUUGACAUGCCUACCAUUUAUAUUCCAAACCCCAAUAAACCCAGUCGCUGUGUCAAUCAAAUUGAAGACGUGUGCCGGACCAUUGAGAAGACUUUUAACCAGACUGUACAGAACACACUCAAUUCACUGGAGAAGGACUGCCAGCUCAUCACAGAUGCCAUCCGUAACGCGCUAAGCACUGACAGGAAGCGCAGCCGAGAAAAGUGGCGUGCACAGUGUAAGGGCUGCCUGCUCGGCCUGAUGGGAUUCUCUGUGCCACUAUCAUUGCUGAUGUUACUGCUGCUGGGCAGCCUGUCCAGGGAGACUGUGGAACUGACUUUGGGCAAGGAGGGAACAGAAGCUCUCAGCAUGUACCUGCUGUUCUGUCCAGGCCUGGUCACUAGCUUGAUCUGCCCUUCACGUUCCUUCUGUGUCAGAUACUACUUCCUCAGUUUUGAGCUGCCUGUGCUGUGGGUACUUGAUAGCUUCUCGGUCCAGCAGCAGUUCUACUUCUGCAGCAGCCUCGUCCUGCUUUCCUUCAUUCUUCUUCUCCUGGCACGUUCCGCUUUCCGCACUCAGCUGACUCUAACUGGAAGACAGAAGAGGCAACUACAGGAGAAGCUGGAGUACAUUGAUGAAGCUGUGAAAAAUAAGAAGAAAACACUCUAUGAGGAGUACUUCCGUCAGAGUAUUGGGGAUUAUGAUAUAGACUCUGUAAAGUGAAGAAGAGAAGAGCUGCCAUAACGAUGGCACCUUCGGCACUGAAGUCUUCUGCCACUCCACUGCUCUUGUCCUCUGUGAAUGUUUUGCUCACCCAUUUCCAUGUAAUUUUUGAGAACUUUUCUGGGGGAAAAAAGUUCUGCUGAUACCUGAAGAACAUACUUCACUUUUGUAACAAUUGUCAAUGUUAAAUAAAAGCAUGUAAAUUCAA
This is a messenger RNA of Paramormyrops kingsleyae, 1940 nucleotides long. RefSeq lists its product as uncharacterized. Gene Ontology annotation, molecular function: GTPase activity. Lineage: Eukaryota; Metazoa; Chordata; Actinopteri; Osteoglossiformes; Mormyridae. The record is from RefSeq and is a predicted model, not a curated record.